Messenger RNA from Dreissena polymorpha, 2430 nucleotides. RefSeq lists its product as uncharacterized. The coding region runs from base 495 to 1526 and encodes 343 amino acids. The record is from RefSeq and is a predicted model, not a curated record. NCBI's taxonomy places the organism in Eukaryota, Metazoa, Mollusca, Bivalvia, Myida, Dreissenidae. The transcript has 10 exons.
CAGACAAAGAGCCGUGUCGAAGCCACAUGUGCAGUUUCAGAAACCGACAACUGCUGCUGAUAUUCCUCAGGAAAGUCCUAAUGAGGUCGAUUAGGUUGGUAAAGAGCAGGAAACGGGGAGUCCUGCAGUAGGAGAUCUCAACCAGGAGAUGGUAGCUGCUUUAGAAAAGGAGGUACAGAAAUGGAAGAGCAGAUGUGAGAACCUGAAACGUACACUGGCCGAAACAGAGAUAAAACUAAGCGAAGCGUUCCGAGAGAUUUCAGAUCUUCGCAUGAUGGACCAUGAUGCGCAUCCCAUGCUGGCUCCUGCGCCUGAAGUGGAUCAUAACAUCGAGUCUAGACCUCAAGGUACAGUUCCAGUUUCUGACGUAAAAUCAACAAAACAAGCUAAGCCAGUUAAAACGGAGACCACUGAAAAGCAACCUCAAGCCCAACAAGCACUCCAGGAGACUAUUGACUAUUGAACCCAAAGAAUCAUCAAACCAAAAGACCAGCAUGAAACCUAAGCCCACACAAGUGAAGGCAAGAUACUUAGAACAGAGGCCGCCUACAGAGAAGCUGCCCCCAAUCCAGACGCCUCAGGAGGGGAGCCAACUGGAGGAGGCAGUAAAAUAUGAGCUGACCAGCAAGCAGUCACGCGAACUCAAGCUGUUCCAGGCAGGGGACAUGCAGGGCAAGCUGAAUACCCUUAUUAUGGAGAUAAUGGAGUUCAUAACAGAGGUGGGCCGACAACUGCAGGGUGACAAGGGUGAUGAAGAGGGUAACAAAAUUCAGGCAAUGAAAGCGUUCACGUUCGAGCAGCAGCAAAAGAAGCUUAAGGAGACAAAGGACGCGAAAGAGGAGGAAUGGGGGCACAAGAAAAGUCAAGUGUUCUUUUGUGGGCAGACAGCAGUUACCAAACUGAGAGAGGCGUUCGAGACAUUGUACAGCUCCCUUAAUCUUCAUGUAAUGCCGACGUCGAGCCAGACGCUCAUACUUAAGAAAGGCGUACUUACCGAGGAUGAAGUGCGACCGACGUCGUCGGGCCAUCGGCCGGGAUCUCAGUGCUCUGUGCCGACAGAUUGCGAGUCCCGUACCCCGGUCCACUGCAGCAUCGUGACCGUAUUCAAUUUAGGGCAGGUGCUGGUGGGUGUGGGAAGGGACAUGCCGGACCGGGACGCUGUGCAGGCCCUUGGCGCGAGUCUGCGCAACUCUUCAAACAUCAAACUGUACCAAGGGGUUACACCAGCAUCCUCGCAUUCGACCCGGACUCGAAAUCCUAUCUGUGACGUGGCAGCGCCGAACGAUCUAGCUUGCCCGGACGCCAAUGUCAUUCGCAGUGACAACAUCUACCGGAUCGCCCCAAGUCUGCACAUGCGCAGUGACACACCACCCAGUUGUCCGAACGCCGCAGUUUUCAGUUUCUGGAUCAACGAAAACGUGCCCCACUUGGAGUUAAAAUUGUUAGACUUCACUUACACGACCGCAUCUUGUGACAUUCUAUUUCGAGUUUUUGAUUAUGUUCGCAAACCUUAUUUAAUGACAUGAGGUUAGUUAAAACAAAGAACUUAAUUGUAUCGACCGGCUACAGCUGGUACUAUUGGUGACUUAAAUCAAAAAUGUAUUAUAAUUGCAAAGACGGACCUCGAUCAAAUAUAUCCCUCAUACUACGUAAAUAAUAAUUUUAUAAUAACAAAAUACAUAUGUACUAGCUAACUACAAUAACUACUGUUGCUGCUGCUAGUACUGCUAGUAUUACUUUUAAUAAUAAUUGUGAGCAAAAUGAAAUAAAGAAUGUUGCUACAAAAAAACAACCAGUAAAUCGGUUUAACUCAACUCAACAUUCCCGUACGAAGUAUUCAAUUCGAUCCCCUCGAUAUCCGGUCGACGCGACCAGGAAUAAACUCCCGCUGGGUCGUCGAAUUAUGUACUUCAGCGGAUAUGGCAAAAGCUAUACAGUCGGGACUUCAAGUGGGCACGGACCGGCUGGUGUUUUACCCGCACGAUGACGUCAUUAGAAGGGAAACAGCGGCCUAUAGAAACUACACGGAGGUUGUUAAUGCUCAUGCAGUGAUAGCGGCGUCUGCUGAUAAUGCAGUGCGCGGGAAACUUAAACACGCAGUUUCCAGCGGUCUGUCACUCAAGACCUUAAAGAUACAUGUAUCAUGAAGAUAACUAAAUGGAAGUGACAUUUGAAACUAUGUGACUAUGUCGUUAUGUUAAUUUAGGUCGUUUGGGAUAUGUACAAUAGCAUGUACCAAAGGUGCCGCAAUUUUUUGAGUAAGGUACAGAUUCAAGUGGAAUACUUACAUAAACGCCAUUUCAAUUCAAAUAUCCACAUACAUUUAUGACACAAAUACGCUUCCAUAUUGUUGUUGUAGUUUUUGUUUGUUUUAAAUACUUAUAAUAACUUUUAACAUAUUGAAUCAUUUCCCACCUUUAACACAAAGUA